AUGGCAGACGCAGAGAGCAAGUUCCCAAUCGACCUCGCUUCAUAUAAGAACAUCGCCCUCGACCCUACAAAGCCUUCUCUCACAGCACAAGAGAAGGAGGCAAUCCAGUACAACAUCCACCUACUCCGUGACGCAAUCAUCCUAUUCACAGCGACAGGCGCAGCACGCGGCGUAUCCGGUCACACAGGUGGGCCAUACGACACCGUACCUGAAGUAGUCAUCUGCAGGGCUCUCUUCCAUCAUGCCGCUACCGUACCUGGAUCGCCCCAGUUCGUCCCCACCAUGUUUGACGAAGCUGGUCAUCGUGUUGCGACCCAGUACAUCCUCUCAGCACUGAACGGUGACCUCCCGCCCGAGCACCUCCUCCACUACCGCGCCGCCUACUCCAAGCUCCCCGGCCACCCCGAACUCGGCCUCACCCCCGGCGUAAAGUUCUCCUCCGGUCGCCUCGGCCAUAUGUGGGGACACGUCAACGGCGUCGCCUUUGCUAACAAGGACAAGACAGUCAUCAUGCUCGGAUCUGACGGAUCAGAGCAGGAGGGUGACGACGCCGAGUCUGCCCGGCUGGCCGUUGCCAAGGGACUCAACGUCAAGCUGCUUAUCGACGACAAUGACGUGACGAUCGCUGGCCACCCGAGCGAGUACUUGCGCGGGUACGACGUGGGUCGCACGCUCGAAGGCCACGGGCUCAAGGUCGCCCGCUGCCUCGGCGAAGACCUCGAUUCCCUCUGGACGGGGAUCACCACCAUCCUCGCCACCCCUGGGCCUGCGGCGCUCAUCACCAAGCGCAAGAUGUGCCCAGGGGUCAAGGGACUCGAAGGGAGCACGCACGGUCACGAUGUCAUCCCCGUCAAGACUGCUGUUGAGUACCUCCAAGGACGCGGGUACGGCACGGCCAUCACCGACAUCCUGCUCAACAUCAAGCCGACCACUAUCCCAUAUGUGUACGAGGGCUCGUCAAGGGAUAACAACGCUAACCGUGUUGUGUUCGGCGAGGCUGUUUCGGACGUCCUCGAUGGGCUUAGCAAGGAAGAGGCUGCAGAAAAGGUCAUGGUCAUUGACAGCGACCUCGAGGGCUCCACCGGCCUCAAGGUUAUCCACCAGAGGCAUCCCGAGGUGUUCGUCACCUCUGGUAUCAUGGAGCGUGGCAACCUCCUCGCCGCAGCUGGGUUCGGCUUUGACAAGAACAAGUUCGGUGUCUUCUCGACCUUCUCUGCCUUCCUCGAGAUGUGCAUUUCCGAGAUAACAAUGGCACGGCUGAACGACUGCAACCUCCUGUGCCACUUUUCCCACUCCGGCGUCGACGAGAUGGCAGACAACACCUGUCAUUUCGGUAUCAACCAUUUCUUCGCCGACAACGGUCUCUCCGACUUGCAUUCCUACCUCUACUUCCCGGCCGACGCAGCCCAGAUGGCCGCCGUGAUCAAGAAAGUUUUCUUCCAGCACGGGAUGCGUUUCGUCUUCUCGACCCGCUCGAAAGUGCCCUACAUCCUCAACGCCCAAGGCCAGCGGUACUUUGAAGCUCCGGGGUACGAGUUCGUCCCAGGAAAGGACGAAGUGAUCCUGGAGGGCACAGACGGAUAUGUCGUCUCCUUCGGAGAGAUGCUUUACAGGUCCUACGACGCCGUCCUCCGGGCACGCAAGUCUGGCGUAAACGUCGGGCUGAUCAACAAGCCCACCCUGAACCUGGUGGACGAGUCCGUCCUACGCAAGAUCGGCACCACAAAGUUCGUCCUGGUCGUCGAGUCCCAGAACCAGAAGACAGGCUUGGGGAGCAAGAUGGGCACGUGGCUGUUGGAGCGCCAGUUGACCCCUAGGUAUGGGUAUAUGGGCACGGUGAAGGAGGGAUGUGGUGGGUUGCAGGAACAGAUCCCUCACCAGGGGCUGGACCCGGAGAGUAUCCUCGCGAAGAUUAAGGUGUUGGCGCAGUAG
Dacryopinax primogenitus is the source of this 1932-nucleotide messenger RNA. Its product is annotated as transketolase. Bases 1 to 1932 code for a protein of 643 amino acids. The transcript has 4 exons. The record is from RefSeq and is a predicted model, not a curated record. Gene Ontology annotation, molecular function: catalytic activity. NCBI's taxonomy places the organism in Eukaryota, Fungi, Basidiomycota, Dacrymycetes, Dacrymycetales, Dacrymycetaceae.